AUGUCGACAAUCAGUCAAAUUGAGCAGCCGACUUUUGCGAAACUCGAACUUCGUACUGCUUAUGGCCCGGUCUUUCGCGACGUCUUAACAAGCCCACCGCGUGAAAGUCGAGUGGACGAGAUACCGUUGAUUGAUAUCAGUCCGAUAUACGGUGACCUCGAGGCUCGAAAAGCGUUGGCUCAAAAAAUCAGGUUUGCAGCAGAGAACACCGGGUUCUUCUAUAUCCAAAACCACGGCAUUCCAGAAGCUGUGAUCGACGCGGCCUUGGACGCUUCAAAGGCCUUCUUCGCGCAAUCCGAAGAUAAGAAGAUGCUGGUCUCGAAAUCCAAGGGAAAAUGGUACAACGGAUAUCAUGCGAAAAACACUGGUAUGGCGAGCCCGACGGAAGGAUUGGACCAUCGAGAAGCCUUCGGCUGGCGUUAUGAGCCCCAAUAUGAUCCAGAUCCUAAAGAUCCAAAUAGCGUCCCGCCAGAAGUUUGGCCGUACAUUCGGGGAGAAAAUUAUGUAUGGGAAGGGACAGAGCACUUGCCGGGGUUCAAAGAUGCUUGCAUCACUUACUGGCAAGAGUGCUUAAAGCUCAGCCGCAGACUCGUCCGGAUUUUUGCUCUCUGCCUCGAUCUUCCCGAAGACUAUUUCGAUUCUGUAACAACGUAUCCAGGUAGUGAUGGUGUCUUCAAUUAUUACCCCGCCAUGUCAGCAGAAGCGGCGGCAAAUAGUCAAGAUAUCGGCCUGGGCUCACAUACCGAUCUUCAAUGUUUCACAUUGCUGUGGCAAGAUAUGAGUGGUGGACUCCAGGUGCUUAAUAGCGACGGGCAGUGGAUCAAAGCCUCGCCAAUCCAAGGCACAUUUGUGGUGAACAUUGGCGAUUAUUUGAUGCGCUUGACGAAUGAUCAAUUCCAGUCGACUGUGCACAGAGUAUACAAUCGUUCCACCAUUGACAGGUACUCGAUGCCUUUCUUCUUCGGUUUCAAUUUUAACGAAACAUGCGGCGUCCUUCCUAGCUGCACCGAUGAAAACAAUCCACCAAAGUACGAGCCAAUUUCUUGCGGAGAGUGGUGUCAGUUGAGGUUUCAGCAGACUGAUGUAGGUUCCAAGGUGGCCGUCCAUUAG
This is a messenger RNA of Rhinocladiella mackenziei CBS 650.93, 1110 nucleotides long. RefSeq lists its product as uncharacterized. NCBI's taxonomy places the organism in Eukaryota, Fungi, Ascomycota, Eurotiomycetes, Chaetothyriales, Herpotrichiellaceae. The record is from RefSeq and is a predicted model, not a curated record. The transcript is spliced from 3 exons. The coding region runs from base 1 to 1110 and encodes 369 amino acids.